AUGCCUCGCGCUGGUUAUAAUAUCCUUCCUACCACAGAGCCGGCGCAAGACGUGACCCCACUUCAGACCGUUUCUCCUCCACAGAUGUCCCAGUCGAACAACGAGUGGACAGGACAUACCAUGACCAUGACGAUUUCGCUCCCUCAUAUUGCCCGCGUGCGAUUCUGGACUUUCUGGACGCUUCUGGUGUUCUCCAUGAGCAUGCUGCCGAUUGCAGCCAGUCUUGUACAGAGCCAGAUCCCUGGUGCGCAGGAUUUUGGAGUUGGCAUCGCGAGCUCCCUCAUCACCACGCUCAUUCCCGUGCUUGUCUUGGCGCGCGAGUCCAAGCACAAAGAUGCUUGGACAUCCUGGACAGCAAUCGAACUUACGUGGAUGUUUGUCUGCGCCAUCUGCUGGUCCGUUACGGGUGGCAGAUCCAUUAGCAAUGCCAUGUGGACCUGCAACGGCAUGUGCUUCAGGUGGAGCUACCAAGGAAUGGGUCGUUGCACCAACUUCUCCUAUACUAUAUGCCGCGAAUACCGCGUACUGGCUGUCUUCAGCUGGAUGAUCUUCUUCAUGCUUUCCACCCUUUUCAUCUGGGAGUUUGCUAUCGCAAUCAGUGCCCACAAGAAGGGGGAUAGGUUCAUCUGGAAGUCACCUGCCCAUGCGUACGGGAAAGGCGGAGCGAUCUACCUCGAAGCACCUAGCCCGGCGUUUGGUCACUCGGAGGCGACACUGACGAAGGGCAAGAAAGCCGAUGAAGAAGCUGUAGCGGAGCGCCCUAGGACGCCUUCGGCUCUUGAUAGUAUUUAA
Molecule: messenger RNA, 792 nt
Organism: Dacryopinax primogenitus
Lineage: Eukaryota; Fungi; Basidiomycota; Dacrymycetes; Dacrymycetales; Dacrymycetaceae
Exons: 5
Coding region: 1-792 (263 amino acids)
Source: RefSeq, a predicted model, not a curated record